GGGGUUUACUCUUGAUGAGGGCGACAGUUUCUCAGAUGUGCACGUAUCCCAACACCAUCAGAUUGUGGCAUAGCGGGUUAAGCUGCCACUUGCGAUGCUAGAAUUCCGCAUCAGAGUUCUGGUUAGCGUUCCAGCGCUCCAGUUCAGAUUCAGCUUCCUGCUCGUACAUCGGGGAGGUAGUAGAUGAUGACUCAGGUGCCUGGGCCCCUGUCACCCAAGGUGGGAAACCUGAUGGAGUUCUGGGUUUCUGGCUUAAGCAUGGCCCAGCCCUGGUUGUCGCAGGCAUCUGUGGACUGAAGUGGCAGAUGGGAGAUCUCUCUCUUUCUUUGUCUCCCCCUCUAAGUCUGACUUUCAAUUAAUAAAUCUUUUUUAAAAAUUGGAAUUAAGGCCGGCGCCGUGGCUCACUAGACUAAUCCUCCGCCUGUGGCGCUGGCACCCUGGGUUCUAGUCCCAGUUGGGGCACCAGAUUCUGUCCCAGUUGCUCCUCUUCAGUCCAGCUCUCUGCUGUGGCCCGGGAGGGCAGUAGAGGAUGGCCCAAGUGCUUGGGCCCUGCACCCGUAUGGGAGACCAGGAGGAAGCACCUGGCUCCUGGCUUCAGACCAGCGCAGUGCGCCGGCCGUAGCAAACAUUUGAGGAGUGAACCAACGGAAGGAAGACCUUUCUCUCUGUCUCUCUCACUGUCUAACUCUGCCUGUAAAAAAAAUAAAAAAAUUGGAAUUAAAAUAUGUUUAUUUUGGCAUAAAAAUUUUUAAUUUUUAAAAAUUUAUUUUCAUUUUAUUUGAAAGAGAGAUCUUCUAUCCACUGGUUCACUCCCCAAGUUCACUUCCUGUAGCAGCCAGGAACCUGGGACUCUGUCUCAUCUCACAUGUGGCUGGCAGGGAUCUAAGUACUUGAGUCAUCACCUACUGCCUCCCAGAAUGCACAUUAGCAAGAAGCUGGGUCAGAAGUGGAGUAGCUAGAACUUGAACCUGAACUCCGUCUGAUACGGAAUGUGGGGGUCUCCAGUGGUGACAACCACUGAAUCAAAUGCCUGCCCCUGGGGCAAAAAAUUUGAAAUCCUUGUAUAGUUUUUUCAUAAGAUGAAUUUUCCAUAAAUUGUUUAUAGACCCCUACAUACCUCAAUAUACUUUUUAAAAAAGAGUUAUUUACUUAUCUGAAAGACUGACAGAGGAAGGAGAUAGAGAAAGACACACAGAGAUCCUCUAUCUGGUCAUCUGGUUCACUGCCCAAAUUCUGGGCUGGGCCAAAGCCAGGAGCCAGAAACUUCAUCCUGGUUUCCCACAUGGGUGGCAGGAGCCCAAUCAGGUACUUGAGCUGUCCUCCGCUGCCUUUCCAGGCACAUCAGCAGAAAAUUGGGUUGGAAACAGAGCAGCAAGGACUCAAACCUGCACUGUGAUGUGGAAUGUCACCAUGCUCCAGCCUGCCGUGCCACAAUACCGCUCCAUUUUUAAAAGAAAUUUUUAAAGAGUGUUAAUUGUUUAUUUUUAAAGAUUUAUUUAUUUAUUUUAAAGUCGGAGUUACACAGAGAGAGGAGAGGCAGAGAGAAGUCUUCCAUUCGAUGGUUCACUCCCCAGAUGGCCGCAACGGCUGGAGCUGCGCCAAUCCGGAGCCAGGAGCUUCUUCCGGGUCUUCCAUGCAGGGACAAGGGUCUUCCCAGAUGGCCCCACUCCCAGGGGCAGAGCUGGUCCAGAGGCCGCUGCAGCUCUACCGAUACUUGCUGCGCUGUUGCCAACAGCUGCCAACCAAGGGCAUCCAGGAGCAUUACAAACAUGCUAUCAGGCAGCCUCUCGCUAGGGUCUGCAUAAGGCAGGCAGCUCAGUGGACAAACACAACAGAGCAUGGACACAACUUCCUGUGGCAGGCAUCCCAGCCAGUGCCGUACAGCCUGAGUUUCCGGGUUCAUUCAGAUGAAGACAGCCCUGAGAGAAUCCAGCAGAUUAUUAAAAGAGCUAUUGAAGAUGCCGACUGGAUCAUGAACAAAGGACAAGGGUCUUCCCAGAUGGCCCCACUCCCAGGGGCAGAGCUGGUCCAGAGGCCGCUGCAGCUCUACCGAUACUUGCUGCGCUGUUGCCAACAGCUGCCAACCAAGGGCAUCCAGGAGCAUUACAAACAUGCUAUCAGGCAGCUUCCUGCGAAUGCACACCCUGGGAGGCAGCAGAAGAUGGUUCAAGUACGUGGGUCGAAGACCUGGAUGGACUCCUGGCUCUUGGCUUCAGUCUGGCUUAGCUCUUGCAGCAACUCCAGGAGAAAGACGAUGCUUCCCCGCUACGUCUUCAUCAGAGCUCCCAGUGGAGUUCUCACAGCCUAUCCUGCCCUGUCCUGAGAGACACUCAUCCAAAACAGCUGCUGGGACAGGAGUAGGGAAGCCUCUGCCAGCCACUCGGAGUCUUGCUCCAAAUGACUCCGGAUCAGCCCCGUAUGACAGCACAGACCUCUAGUGAAGGAAUAGUCCCAUAAGGAAAUACUGCAAGGCUAUCACCAGGAGAGAAGAGAUACAAAGCAAGCAAAUCCUACAGAGGUUUGCUCCCCAGCUGUGAGAGUCCACCCCAGGGACUUACUUCUGUCCGACUCCUCCUAACAGAGUAUCAGCUACCUGAGGGUAGGCUGUGUGCUUCAUUAUCUUUGCGCCUCAGGUCCUAGUGAAGUCCCAUUACAUUGUGGGCACUCAACAAACUUCCAUUGUGUGAAUGAAUAAAAAGAUGCCUACUUCGUUCUGUAAUUCUGUAAUGUGACACUUAGCAUACUUUAGUGUUACUGGUUUUCAAAUGAUCUCUCUUGCCUGCGAGAUUGUGAGCAACUUGAGAGAAGAGACCACACCUUAUUUGUCUGGUUAGGUUCUUCAGUGCCAAGCACCUUGCCUGACACAGAGCUGAUGAUUGGAAAAGUACCUGUUGGGGGCGGCCUUGUGGUGCAGUGGCUUUAGUCGCUGUCCGUCACGUUGGCAUCCCCUUAAAGUGCCAGUUUGAGUCCUGGCUACUCCGCUUCCUAUCUGGUUCCUUGCUAAUGUGGCUGGGAAAGCAGUGGAAAAUGACCUGAGUCCUUGGGACCCUGCUACCUACAUGGGAGACCCAGAUGAGGCUUCUGGCUCUUGGCUUCAGACUGGCCCAGUGCUGGUCAUUGCCACCAUUUAGGGGAGUGAACCAGUGGAUGGAAGAUCUGUCUCUGUCUCUCCCUAUCUCUCUGCAUCUGUGCCUCUCAAAUAAAAAUAAAUAAAUCUUUAAAAUAAAAAAGGGGACUGGCAUUGUGGCCUAGCAGGUAAAGCCACUGCCUGUGACAUUAUCAUCCUGUAUGGACGCUGGUUUUUAGUCCCAGCUGUUCUACUUCUGAUCCAGCUCCCUGCUGAUAACUUGGGGGAAGCAAUGGAAGAUGGCCCAAGUGUUUGGGCCCCUGCCACCAAACUAGGAGACCUGGAUGAAGCUCCUAUCUCCUAGCUUCAGCCUGGCCAGUGCUGGCCAUUGCAGCCAUUUGGGGAGUGAACCAGCAGAUGAAAGGUCUCUGUGCAUGUCUUUCUCUCUGUGUGUAACUCUGAUUUCAAAAGAAAUAGAUAAAUCUUUUUAAAAAAUAAACAAAGGAAAAGAAAAGCAGCUGUUGCAGCAGCGAUUUUCUUAAAGCCCAGUGCCAUAAGUUUAUAUACUUAUUUUUAAAAAUAUCUUAGCAACUCUAACUAAGUAUGUACUAGUCCUCUGGGGCAGGAAGAGAAAUUGUGCUUCCGAAUGGUUGAAUGAGCCAUGUUUUUCUAGCCAGUGAGUGGCAGAGUUGGGAUGCGAACUAGUUUGUUAGUCUCUAAAACGCCCAACCCCAACAGUAGACCCCUCUUUACAGGAAGGGCCAGCACAGUGGGCAAGGAGGUGGGUAACUCUGAUCGUACACCUGCCACAGAGGAAUGCUGACCUCAUUUCUGAGGCUGAUGUCUUGGUUUGUCAAGUUACAAUCUUAACAGGUCUCAUGAAGUCACUGCUGCUUCUGUCAUGGGCUAGGCAGGCAGCCAGGUAGGUCUGGUGAGCUGGAAGUCAUGAGCCCUCACUUGUCAGUCAAAAGCAUCCCCUUUCCCAGGAUGCACCUGAUUCAUCUGGGACCUGGGGGGACGAUGCCAUAAAAAUUUGGCUAUUGAGCUCCAGGUAGAACUUACAGAGGCUCCAUGUAUCUCCCAGGGGGCUUCACGCCUGGAGAGGCACUGCCCCAACCUCGUACAGGAGGCCAACAACUGGGAGGGGGUCUCCCUCUCUCUGUGUUUCGCUACAGAUCAUGGCUGGAGGGACUGCUAGACACUUCUCUGUCUCCCCUCAGGUAAUUAUUUCAGCCCACUGCCCACUAAUGACAGGUAUUGCUCUAUGUGCAGCCACCCAUGCUCACGUGUGGGGCAACCCAGCUCAUGUGUGCAUGCAUGUGUGCGCCUGUGUGUGUGUUCACUUCCUCACCUUUUGAAUAGAACUUGCUAUCACUUUGUGCACCUUAUACAUGUCUGCACUGUAUCUUGCGAGGCAAGAUCCUGGAGAAAAAAACAUAAAAGCCCGUUACCCGCAUGACUUCCUCUUCUUUCUACUUCAGAUGCAUCCUAGCGCUAACCACUACUCCACGGUGAUCCUCUCCAAGCGAGUCAGAGCAUGCGCUCCUUUGCUCAAAGUCCUCCAGGGGCUCCUUAUCUCACUCGGAGAAAAGCCAGCACCCUAAAAUACCCCAUGGCCUCCAUGACCUCUCACCCACCUAAAGAGUGCUUUCCCCUCUGCCCCCUCUGUUCCAGCCACAGGGGCUUCCCUGUUCCUUCUGGACUCUUCUAGCCCCAUUCCCCCCACCCCCACCCCAGGGGCCAUCUGGCAUCUCCCCUCCCUUUCCCCCAGGAGAGCUGCAUGGUUUUCUCCUUCACCAAGGUCUUGUUCUCUGUCGCCUGCUCACUGAGAACUCCCCUUGCCAUCUCCUUACCGUUUGGGCUUUGUGGUCUUCCAUAAACCCAUCACUUCCUGAGUGUUGGUUUGAUUCCUCAUUCAUUUCAUUGUCACCUGACUCUUCCCUUGGACAGGAGCUGGAGGAAUGCAGGGACUUUUGUCUGUUUUGCCCAAGUACCUUGCAUAUCACCUUAGCAAAUAUGUGUCCCUGACAUAGAGUCUUAGCGUGUGCCCAGCCCUGUGCUGAGUGCCUUAGUGGUUCUAUGGUUUCAGCCUCUAGCAACACCAUGAAGUGAGCGCUGCCAUCACUUUGUAGAUCUGGCCCCAGAGACUUGGGCUCGAUACUCUAAAGGCACAUUGCUAAGAAAGCAGACAGGUCGGGUUCGAACCUGCUGGGCCUGUCCCCAGAGCCUGUGCACCUGACCUUUCGCUGCUGAUCAUUUAAGCCCCAGCCAGGAGUCUCUGCCUGCAGGUGACCCACGACCACCCCGUACCACUAGCACUUGGUCUCAGCCACAGCACUUGCUGCUAUCCUUACACAUCCUGGGUGCCUUGUUUGGGCUUAUUUUCCCAGCCUGGCACACAGUAGGUACCUGGUGAAUAAGGAGAUGAGAGCUGCUGGGGUCUUCCUGGCACCUGAAUUGAUAAGAACCUCAUGACCAACCAGCAAGGGGUGGUUGCUGCAGGGCUGGCCAGCAGGUCACAUUUGUCCACCUUCAUCCAAGAUUUCUUUUUUUUUUUUUAGAGGCAGAGAAGGAAAGCAAGAGUGGGCUCCCAUCCGCUGCAUUGGCAGGGGCCUGAGCCAGGAACUCAAUCCAGCUCUGCCACGUGGGAGACAGGAACCCAAUCAUUUGCCCCAUCACUGCUGCCUCCCAGGGUCUGCACUGGCAGGAAUCUGGAGUCAGGAACACAGCCAGCAAUGGAACCCAGGCACUGUGAUGUAGAAAGCU
Messenger RNA from Oryctolagus cuniculus (rabbit), 5833 nucleotides. The record is from RefSeq and is a predicted model, not a curated record. Lineage: Eukaryota; Metazoa; Chordata; Mammalia; Lagomorpha; Leporidae.